Penicillium robsamsonii is the source of this 2844-nucleotide messenger RNA. RefSeq names its product Nucleotide-binding alpha-beta plait. The record is from RefSeq and is a predicted model, not a curated record. Bases 1 to 2844 code for a protein of 947 amino acids. Gene Ontology annotation, molecular function: RNA binding. Lineage: Eukaryota; Fungi; Ascomycota; Eurotiomycetes; Eurotiales; Aspergillaceae. The transcript is spliced from 2 exons.
AUGUUGAAGCCCUUCCAAAUCAGAAACCUUCGGGUACCCACUGAGCACCAACCCGAGCAGCCUGCCGAUUCUCGUACUUCCUCAGGGGUGGUCCAGAUCUCUGCUACAGAUUACGAUGAUUUAGCGUCAAAACAUCCCCGCGCAAGGCUGACUUAUAUGGAUGACGAUGAUGAUGAAACAAUCACCGUUGGAUCCGCUCUCGAACUCUCUCAGUGCCUUGAGGAGCCCCUAGACCUUAAUGCACAGCUUGAGUCCGUUGAGCAUUCUCUCGAUGACAUCAGUCCGAUGCACAUAUUUGAUAUUCGUCGAUCAAACUCCGUGACCGAGUUGUGGAAGCGAUUUGAAGACAACAUUCCAAAACAAGGCACGGCUGAUGAUAAGAACGACACGCAAGCUACUUCUAAGGCUAUUGUUCUCGAGGGGCAACAUGAAGUGCCAGUUCCUCAUAUUACGAGCUCGCCACCUGUCUCUGAGGAUCAACCUCGCCCUUUCAUGGAAGCAUUUGAGGCCGAGCUAGCAGAGAUGCUCAAUGCUUCUGAAUCCUCGAAGGGUAGAGUACCUCAACCUGACUCGCCACCGACUACUGAGCCAUCAGCCAACACAAACUCAGGGCGAUCUCCUCAUCCCGUUGAGAUCUUAGCGGCACAAGUUCUAGACCAGCUGAUCAACGGCGCUACUAUGGUACAAUCUGAGUGGCGGUCAAAAAUGCCUGAGCUACAGCGACAACUACAGAAUGCUCAGAGACAAUUUGAGGCUGCACAGAGAUCUCUGCCUGAGAACGUGGAAUCAUCACUGCGGACACUACUUGCCACUGUUGAGGCUCACCUAAGAACCGCUUUUAAUAAUCUCCCAGAUGGUGGGAGGCAAAUGGCAGAAGAUGCCUUCCAAGCAGGAAGACCUGUCGCUGAGAAUGCCGCCGAUGGUUUUCGUACGAUGGCCUCUGAACUCAACGAAGUCGGAAGAACAUUAUUUGCCGCAUUUGAAUGCGAGUUUGGGCGCGCUAGAUCGACAGCCUCUACGUCUACCUCGACUUCGGAGGUGCCAAACCCUGGUCCACCAGGGCCGUUCUUUAACACUGCUGCAAGCAAUGGAUCUGCGGCUCCUGACACUUUGUAUUCCCAAACCCCAGGCGCACAACCUUCAAGCACAGCCACAGACGAGAAAUCAACAGCAGGCCCAGGCCAAUCGAACCCAUCGCACACUACUCAUGCAGGAAUACCCCCCUUCCAAAGUCAUCAUAGUCGUCAACCUAUACCCGCUCAUCCAAAUCAUUGGGCACCUCCCUUGUGGCCUGCUCCAUUUUGGAAUCCAUUCCAAACUUACAACGCACCUCCCCCUCCCUGUCCUCCUCUACCGUCGGCAUCGCUGCCGAAUUUCAAUUCCUGGCCGCAAGGGCCUCCUGCACCUCCGUCUCCUGGGCUCAAUGCCCCGUUGAACGCUAGACAAACAUCACAAGUGAAGUCUGAAGAAUCGAAGAACUUUUCAACAACUAAAUCCUUGUUCAUUGGGAAUGUUGGUUUCAAGGUUACCGACAAGAUGAUACAGGAUGUGUUUGCUGCCAAAGGAUUCCUCGUCAAUGUGGAUCUCCCACUCGAUACCACAUCAGGAAGACAUGCAGGCUUUGGCUACGUUAAUUUCCCUUCGGAAUACCCAGCUCUGGCUGCAAUAGAGGCAUUGCAAGGUGCUGUCAUUGACGGUCACUCGAUAAACCUGGAGCCUAUGUAUCAUCCCGCCAUCGAAAGUGUGCGUCCGGUGCAGAUUUCAUCGAAUGCCACUACAACCGCACACGAUACUCAGAAAAACGGCCCUCGGGCUAAUAUGAGCCGUGUAAACAACACUCGCUCUGAACGAAACAGUACCACAUUGGGACCCUCUGCGUCCCCGCUUGCUGUCCAGUCACAAAAGACUCCAUCCCAAGCUGACAAAACGGAUAAUCGCAGAAAAUCUGUCAGCUUCGUAGACCUCACGCAAGAUACUGAUCCUGGUCCACCCCAGACAGAAUCAUCCGCACUACUUGACUCUCCGAGCGACGACCCUGCAUUCAGCGCACGUUUUCCCUCGCUUUUACCCGAGACAAGUGCACAGCUGAGCGGCCGGGGUGUUCCCUCGUAUUCUAACACUGAGUCUCGUUUCCCACCCGUGUCUCAAUGGGAGGCCCAGCUUCUUGCAAAUCGGCAGGAAGACCGUGAAACAGAGCCUAUGACUGGUGUUUUGCAUAGUCAAUCGCCAAAGAGCCCCGAACACCGCGAGGGACUCUCCACUCACAUUUUACCCCUGCAUCCUACCCCGAAGGGGUUUGAUCAAUCUCAACCAGCUUCCGGUGCCAACAAGGCUGUACGCCCAGUGGUAGGUCUCAAUGACCCCCACCCUGCGGCCAAAUUGAAGCGCCGAGCCACUGAGCACAAAACUUUUAAGCCAAAUCAUUUACACGCUGCAAAGACUGGCCAUCAUCAUCACCUCAAGCAUUCCACAAGUAUGCGUCCUGGGGAUAGAUCGAAUGGUCCUACUGAGACAGACACAUGGGCACGUCUGUCUAGGCGAGAACGAAAUGCUGUAUCUUCUCACGAACAACUUCCCGGAAGCUUCCCAGUGGAAGAUACCACGGCGGAAGUUACGGCGAGAGCCCGUCUUUCUAGUACACUUGAUGCCAGCAUUCCUGAGACUGAUAAUGCGGCGAUCGAACGGUGUGUUUCUGCUCUUAUCGACAUGGGAUACGGGGCUGGGCAGGAGGGCGGACGGUCGAGAAUGGCUGUGUAUGCGGCUAUGGUAGAUGGUGUCCUCAUGGAUGCGAUUGAUAUGAUUGAAGAGGAAAGACAGGUUUAUGAACGGCGGCCUUCGCAGUGA